AUGGCCGCUCCUAUCGUCGCGCUUUUGGAGUCUCUCGGGCAGCCUCGGCAACGCAUCUUUCGGGACGCAUUUGACGAGCUUACCGAGGAAGAGUUCCGCGACCACUUAAGGCUCUCGAAGCGCACUGUGCGCUGGCUCUGCGAGCAACUGGAAGACGCCAUCGGUGGCCUUCGGACCGGUGGCAUCACGACGCAAGACAGGGUGCUUUGUGCUCUCCGUUUCUUCGCGACGGGGAGCUUCCAAAGAUCCAUCGGCAGCGAAGAAUUCGUAUCCAUGGGGCAAGCUUCCGUGAGCGAAAGCAUUCACGCAGUUGCGGAAGCAAUAACCGUGGUGGGCCGGCAACAGGGCUGGGUGAGCUUCCCGUUGACAACGGCCGGCAAGGCUAGUGCAAAGGCGGCCUUUGCGGAUCGGGGCCGCAUUCCCGGUGUAGUGGCCUGUGUCGACGGGACGCUCAUAGCGAUCAAACAGCCCGAAGGACUCAGCCCGGGCGAGACCGCGGGCUUCAUGUCAAGAAAAGGCUUCUACGCCUUGAAUACCAUGAUCGUGUGUGAUGCCCACAUGCGCAUCGUGGACAUCGAUCCCCGUUUCCCCGGAUCCUGCCACGACUCCUACGUGUGGAGGCACUCACCACUGUUAGGCCGCCUCACACGUAACCUGCGACGUGGAGAAUGGGUGCUCGGAGACUCAGGCUACCCUCUUGAGCCAUGGCUGCUGACACCUGUGCCAGGCCAUCCAGGCAUUGACACUCCGGAGGGGCGCUACAACCAGGCCCAUGCCUCCAUGAGGAACGUUGUGGAGAGGGGUAUUGGCGUCUUGAAGGCAGGGGAGCCGGAGCUGCAGGACAGUGAUGAGGAGGCCGAUGACAACCAGCCACCGCUGCAACAGGGCUUGCCUGUGUCUGACGGGCACCACACCUGCCGUCAAGAAACGCCCAGAGAGCUGCUCAUGAGGGCAAAGCAGAUGAGGAGCCAGGUUGUCAACCUGUUUUCUGCGGCCCCUACCUGGCGUACCGCUCAUCUGCGUGCGCUGCAUCAUCAGCUGAGGCAGCAACAGCAGGCUCGUCGCGCGGCUCAACCGUAA
Molecule: messenger RNA, 1080 nt
Organism: Dermacentor andersoni
Lineage: Eukaryota; Metazoa; Arthropoda; Arachnida; Ixodida; Ixodidae
Product: putative nuclease HARBI1
Source: RefSeq, a predicted model, not a curated record